Molecule: messenger RNA, 606 nt
Organism: Oreochromis niloticus (Nile tilapia)
Lineage: Eukaryota; Metazoa; Chordata; Actinopteri; Cichliformes; Cichlidae
Gene: dnajc19
Product: DnaJ (Hsp40) homolog, subfamily C, member 19
Exons: 6
Coding region: 158-508 (116 amino acids)
Biological process (GO): protein import into mitochondrial matrix
Cellular component (GO): PAM complex, Tim23 associated import motor
Molecular function (GO): ATPase activator activity
Source: RefSeq, a predicted model, not a curated record
GAAACCAAGGAAACAGCUGUGAGUGGCGUUUACCCGGCGUUUACGACAGUUCUCUUUCAUUUCCGGCAUAAACACAUGGACGCCUGAGCCACGAAAACAUAAGAGGUCAAAAGUUAUGGUCGUAAUCUUUAGCAUAAACGGAACAUAACACAGAGACAUGGCCAGCUCCAUGGUGGCAGUGGGACUGGCUCUGGCAGCAGCUGGAUUUGCAGGUCGCUAUGCCAUGCAGGCCAUGAAGCAGAUGGAACCCCAGAUGAAACAGGCCCUUCAGAGCUUCCCUAAAACUGCAUUUGGAGGAGGUUACUAUAGAGGUGGAUUUGAACCAAAGAUGACAAAGAGAGAAGCUGCUCUGGUUUUAGGUGUCAGUCCCACAGCCAACAAGAAUAAGAUCAGAGAAGCUCAUAGAAAACUGAUGAUCCUGAACCAUCCAGAUAGAGGUGGAUCUCCCUACUUAGCAGCAAAGAUAAACGAAGCGAAGGAUCUGAUGGACGGGCAGGCCAAGAAAUAAAAGUGGAGAUGCUGAUCUUAUUCAUGCACUGACUGACUUGAAAGUCUGAGUUUUUCUAACUGAUUGUUCUAAAAAUAAAAUCACACUGUACAAGUGCA